Molecule: messenger RNA, 273 nt
Organism: Fusarium redolens
Lineage: Eukaryota; Fungi; Ascomycota; Sordariomycetes; Hypocreales; Nectriaceae
Exons: 2
Coding region: 1-273 (90 amino acids)
Source: RefSeq, a predicted model, not a curated record
AUGAAGUUCUCUAUCCCCCUCUUUAUUACCGCCGCCAUGACUGGCGCCAUGGCCCAAUACACAGCUUGCGGGUACCACCUUGUCAACGCCGGCAGCUACAACCAGGCCGACAUUGCCUGGGCCGCUUGCGGGAGGACCGACACGUGCGAGGGCAAGGAGUGGAACACCCUCUUUAUCUACCGUCCUAUUCCUCACGGCCUUCCGUCAAUCGAGUCUCUGGGGUUUUGCAACAACGGUUGCCAGGAGGAUGAUUACCACGACAGAUGCAACUAA